Molecule: messenger RNA, 930 nt
Organism: Dermacentor andersoni
Lineage: Eukaryota; Metazoa; Arthropoda; Arachnida; Ixodida; Ixodidae
Biological process (GO): symbiont-mediated perturbation of host defenses
Molecular function (GO): amine binding
Source: RefSeq, a predicted model, not a curated record
UUGAAAUUCUUCCGGCUUACCUAGAUAAUGUAUAUAGCAUUCUUUGAUAACACAAAAAUUGGUUUUCUUUUAAAGAGGAACUCACUUACUCGCAUGCCACUCACGUCUGCAAUUUUUCUACAGAAAUAAACGAUACGCCGUCAUGUCUGCAAACCUUGCAGGGCACAGCAGAGAGAAUAUAAGAGACGUUCAGCUGGAGGUUACCUCCAGUAGGCCCCCCAAUCGGCAAAAAAGCAUGAAGUGCGUUAGCUUUCUGGCUGUUCUCGUCGUCACCUUGCAGCUGUCGCUUGCGCAAGCUCAAGAAACGGACGAUGUUCCAGACAGCUUCAAGGUCUUCCAAAACUUCCCAUUCGCUGUCGCAGUCUCCGACCAGAACAACGACACCAUAUAUGAAUGCCUGACAGCGAAGAGACUGUGGCUAAUGCCAGAGGAAAAGGAGGGGCAAUACGUUUGGCUCUUUGGAGGGCACGAUGGCACAUCGAAACAAAAGGUUAACUUCUACGUAUUCGAAGGAAGCAGCCCUGACACAUUCUUCUUCUCAUUGGGCCCAGACGAGCCACCCAAUGCCGAGGCAAAGUUUUACUACGCCGACUACGACAACUGCGUUGUCCUCGACAUCCCUUACAAUGGACGCCAAUGCAUCCUGUGGACGAAAGAAACAGCCAAAGAUGCGGUGCCCGCAAAAUGCGUGGAGGAGUUCAUGAAGUAUUGUGGCGUCGGCGCCCCACUUUACAGCGAUGACCUUUGCAGUGGUGAUGAAGUCGCCGAAUGGUGAUAUUGCAGGAAGAGGAAAACCCAGCUUAUUGCUACCACGCUGAGAAGAAGAAGAGGACCGAGCUUGCGGCCAUCAGGCUGAGGAGCACAAAUCUUUGAUUUCACGUUGAACACGUUCAGCGGAGGCAUAAAUAGAAAUGUGUAAUAAAUGCUGAA